AUGGAGCACCCUGCACGCACGGAUUUGUUGAACAGAGAUGCCGUCGAGGUGCAAUUGGACGCCUUGCAACGUAGACCAAUCCUUGGAGCACCGGAGCACGAUCCUCUGAUCCUAUACGCUCGACCAGGUGCGCCAUCCGCGGCAUUAGACACGGCGAAAUUGGCGCCGCAACCUCCGCCGCCAGUCACCGCCAUGAUCGAUGCAGCGAUAGAUUUGUUCGCUGCAGUCUACCCAUUCCAACCUCGCGAAAUCCAAAUCAGCUCUAUCGAGACUUUGCUGGGUUACUGUCGCAGCUCACGACUUGAAAAGAACCCAGGAAGAAAGCAAGCAGUCCAGCUCAAUGCCUCUGCUUGUCUACUGGGAGCCUUGAGGGUAGCGACAAAUUCAGGCUCAAGGGGAAGCAGACGCGCUGCUGGCUUCAACAAUGAUCGUCUCACGCAAGCUCUUCGAGAAAUCCUAAAGGACGCCUUACUUUCUGGCGAUGCGUCGCUGCGCGCCUCAGCUGCUGAGGCUUACGGCCGCCUCGCUGCAGUAGCAGGCUCCCACGCUAUGUCUGCGCAGGUCCAAUUUCUCGUAGAUCAGGUGGUCAACAAUCGGGAUCCAGGCGCACGCGCGGGUUGCGCACGAGCUUUUGGAUGUGUCUACAGCGAGGUAGGGGGACUCUCUGCGGGACCACUCACCAAGACGAUCGUGAAUAUUCUCAUGUCGCUCUCGUCCGAUCCGCACCCGACCGUGCAUUACUCUGCCAUGGAAGCGCUCCGUAUGGUGGUCGAGGCAGCAAGCUUGAGCUACUCUUCCUACGUCUCUAGCACACUUGGAAUGCUGGUCAAAUUGUACAUGCUCGACACGCACGAACCCGAAGGAGGUAGUGCCGGCUCUAGUAACCUGCGCGCUGAUCUGCCGGCUCAUCAGGCUGCGUGUCGCAUCAUCUCGGCUCUCAUAGGAGUUCUGGGUCCAGACUUGCUCGACUCGCAGAAGGUGCGGGAUCUGAUCCUGACGCUGCUGCAUGAAUUCGGGCUAGAGCAAUCGAACCCUGGAGUCGUGGUUGAGGCUUCCAAAGCGAUGCAGCACUUUGCUCUCUUUGCGUCGGAACACAUGGACUUGUCGGUCUGGAUUCUAGAGCUCAAAGGUCAUCUACAGAGCACUCAGCGACCCCGCAAGCUUGCGGCGAUCAACAGCUUUUAUCAGCUCAUUCAACGUCAAGCUCUCGUGGUCAGCCGCGUUGGCGGAGAUGCACUAGUGGAGGAUCUCUUCGCACAACUUGAUGACGACCCUACGAUCGAUGGUGUCCGACAAGUUUUGCUUGGGUGGCUGCGUCAGACCGCCGAGCUCAGCCCCAAUUCUUGGAUCAAUCUGUGCCAGAGAAUCAUGAGCCGUGCAGUCGCAGGUGAUGUUCAAGCGCCUGCCAAGAAGACACAGCAGCAACCAGGCAUGCUGCAGGACGAGGAAGCGGCCGGUAUUAAUCUUGGAGAGGAGGUAUCGGCCAACAGUGCAGCUUUGUCGCACUCGCGCUGGAGAACGCAGCUCUUCGCUCUGCAGUGCUUGCACGAGGUGUUCUUGGCGGUGGGUCGUGCUGGGCGCUUGGAGCAUUUCGGUACACCGCUUGCAGCCCCUGCCACAGGGGCAGUGCAAAGCACUGCCACGCAUCCUGCCCCGCGCGUGCUCAUGAGUAGCCGUGUAGCAGAUUUGAUCAAGAUGGCCUUCAUCGCAAGCACGUCGGCGACAUCAGCUAUUCGGCUUGAGGGGCUGACAGUCCUCAGCGACGUCAUCCAGUACUUUAAAGCUGCGCGGGAUCCCGACUUCGAAGAGUCCUUGUUGUUAGAACAGCACCAAGCACCAAUUGCAGCAGCUCUGACGCCCGCAUUCAGCUCGGACAGCACUCCCGAAGUCUUGGCUGCUGCCGUGCAGGUCUGCGCAACUUUCGUAGGGUCGGGUGUGGUGAGAGAAGUGGAGAGAAUGGGUCGCAUUCUGAGGUUGUUGGCUACAGCGCUCGAAAGAUGCACAGAUCCUGAAAUGGAGAGCCUGGGAGAGGUCUCACACCUCUCACCAAACGCUGCCUCCACCUUGAAGAUCGCCACAUUGACCGCUUGGAGUGAGCUUCAGAUAUCCACGCUUCAGCAACCCUACUUGCGCGAGGUGAUACAGCCUCACAUACCAACCCUGGCACCGUACUGGAUCGCCAGCUUACGCGACUAUGCGCAAAUGCGCACGGACCCUGAAGCAGCGGUACUGGCCAUGCCGCAGCCAGGCCCUCCACUGAAUGCGAGGUUGGAUCAGCAGUAUGCCGGCUUGACGCAGGAAGUGAUCUUGCCACACUACAAUCAAUCAUGGCACAAGAUUCUGCACGCUGUGACAGUGCUUGCAGACCAAGCCAACAUUCCAAUGCUGCUGGCUCUCAACGGCGAGAUCGACCUGGACGCCAGCGCUGACGUUAAGCCAGAGCUGUCGCCGUACCGAGAUGCUCCAGCGACGAACUUUCAUCCCUUGUUUGGCUUGGCAGUGGAAGCGCUUGCAUCAAGCGCGAAUGCGCCGUCUUCUUCGGCCGCUGCGCCUUUCAUGGAGGUGUCUGCAGAAGCACAGCGGAGCCGUGUAGCACUCUACGCGAUACGCACCCUCAGCAAAGCGCACUUCGCAGGGCCGGCGCUCUUGGAUGCCUCAGUCUUUGAAGAACUCCGCACUCUAUAUAUGCGUCUUGUCAUGACUGAGCCUUUGCCCAUUCAGCUGAAUGUCAUUGAAGUGCUGCUCAGCAUGAUAGACAGCUACCAAGGUCGCUUGCUCGAUGUCGAACCGUAAGUCGUGCAACGAAUUACAGGAAGAUCGCAAUGCAGGCAGCGAGACCCAGCUGACUUGGUCCCAUACUUUCCUCAGCGUCGCAGGCGAAGCAUUGCCAAGCGAGGCAAAGUUGACUCAGUGCUUGCAGAUCAUCAUCCGUGUGAUGACACAUUCGUAUCUAUUGCCAGGUGCCGCAGAGGAUAAAAUCGCUCUGCUCAGGACCGCAUACACGGCCUUUUUGGCUACGUCCACCCAUUUCUUGCAAGGUCAGCAAGAGUCCUUGCUCGUACUUGCGCUGUCAGCCUACAGUGGUGCGUCGGGAUGUUUGGGCGCCGCGACGCGACCACGCUGCUUACACUGCACUUCGCGACGCAUGACCAGAAUUAUUGCACGACGAGCGACAAGAACUGGAUCUGAUUGGUCCUACUUUGCCUUGCCUGAAAGCCAUCUGCGAAAGGGGGGCAUCGGUCGCUCAGCCGGCAAGCGAUGUCCUUGAGAAAGGCGUGCACGGCUUCAUGUGCGCAGCCCUCAACAACAUCGACGAGCUCAGGUGAGCAUGUGAUCGCCACUUAUGCUUCUGGAAGGAUAUUGCUGACAAUUUCGCGUUCCAUUUUCUGCGUCACCAGGGCCCGUGCAGGCGUCAUCAUUGACAUCAAGACCCGGAACAGCUUGCUCGCACUGACAGUGGUCUUGACGUCGUUACCGAACGGCGUCAAGGCAAGCACAAGUGUCAUCGACCAUUUCUGCUUCCUGAUUGCGCAGAAGCUUCAUGCUGGAGCCGACUCCAACAUUGGUCUCACGGCAUUGAACUGCGCUCGAUCGAUUAUGCUUGCGUCUAGCAAGGGAGGUGCCUCUUUUCAAUAUGCGGUCGGUUUACUGCUACCAAAGCUCGUCGAAUUUGUUGCAGGCGAGGGAGCCAAAUUGAAGCAGUUGGACGACGUCAAAGCCGCAGACUUGCCCGUCCGCCUGAUGGGCGAAGCCGUCAAAGCGUUGGCAGCCUUUGGGCUAUCGACACCGCACUCUUACAGUGAGUAAGCACUCGAUACGCUCACCCGCCCCUUCCACACACGCGACAACUAAUGUUGCGCUUUUGCAUGGCAGGAGCACGUGUCUUUUCCAUUGUCAUGCCUACAUUUAUUCUCCUUUUGUCGCCGGAUGAGCCCAAAGCAUUGCACGAUGUAGCUGUCGCGCAGCUGCUGGCUUUCGCAACGCAAGCUGGCCCGGCCUUCAAGGAAGUCACUGCCACAUUGGCCGCAGACCAUCGCACCGUGCUCGAGACGAGCAUUAGAAACGCUCUUGCGGCAUCUGCGACAGCCGGCGCAAAGAGUUCGCAUCCGGCAGCACCUCAACGAACAGAGGCGAAGAUCGCACUUCGCAGCUUUGGUUGA
Messenger RNA from Ceraceosorus bombacis, 4160 nucleotides. NCBI's taxonomy places the organism in Eukaryota, Fungi, Basidiomycota, Exobasidiomycetes, Ceraceosorales, Ceraceosoraceae. The record is from the annotation of a GenBank genome assembly.